Messenger RNA from Pygoscelis adeliae (Adelie penguin), 4135 nucleotides. It is a transcript of the gene SHB, whose product is annotated as Src homology 2 domain containing adaptor protein B. NCBI's taxonomy places the organism in Eukaryota, Metazoa, Chordata, Aves, Sphenisciformes, Spheniscidae. The transcript is spliced from 6 exons. The record is from RefSeq and is a predicted model, not a curated record. Bases 28 to 1419 code for a protein of 463 amino acids. Gene Ontology annotation, molecular function: phosphotyrosine residue binding.
GCUGACAGGCCUCGGCCGGGAGAGACGAUGGCCAAAUGGCUGAAUAAGUACUUCAGCCUGGGCAAUAACAAGUCCAAGAGUCCCCCGCAGCCUCCCCGGCCCGACUACCGAGAGAAACGCAACGGUGCCGGCAGCGUGCCCCGCCCCGAAGGGCCUCCGCACCUCCACCUUCACCACCACACCUCGCCUGGUUUUCCUCAUCGCCGCCUGCGCGACGACACCAGUGACCUGCUCCGUGCCUAUCGCGCCCAGAAAGACCGCGACUUCGAGGACCCCUACAGCGGGCCCGGCUCGUCCCUGCGCAAGUUGCGCGCCAUGUGUCGCCCAGACUACUCCUCACCCGAGGACCUGGGCGAGGCAGCCCCCAAGGCUUUCUCCUCCUCUUCAUGCUGCGCCGCACCCCCCGCCACCUGCGCAGCUGGCUCCCCUCACCUCUUUCGCAGCCACAGCGAGCGUCGCCCGGCAACACCACCCAACGUGAAGUACAUCUCCCCCAAACACCGGCUUAUCAAGGUCGAGAGAGGCGGUGGCAGCGAUGGCGCAGACCAGAAGCUCAAUAAGGGCUCCAAGCAGCUGGCGACCUCUGUCCCCUCUGCCAUGAAAGAUAAAGUAUUGAUAGCUGAUGACUACUCAGAUCCGUUUGAUGCCAAAAGUGAGUUGAACAGAAUGGGAAAAGGGGAGAACACUGGCUAUAUGGAACCAUAUGAAGCCCAGAGAAUAAUGACUGAGUUUCAGAAGCAGGAAGGCAUGAAGUCCCAUCAGAAAAACAUGCAGCUCUAUGACACACCCUAUGAACCAGAAGGCAGUGGUGUGGAAUCGGAUUCUGAAAGUGUGGUGAGUCACCGUUUACAAGAAAGCAAAUUGCCACAGGAUGAUGACAGGCCUGCAGAUGAGUAUGAUCAGCCGUGGGAGUGGAACAAAGUCACCAUCCCAGCUCUGGCAGCCCAAUUUAAUGGAAAUGAGAAACGGCAAGCAUCUCCUUCUCCCUCAAAUGACCAGCACAGGCAGUUAAGAGCACCUGGAGGAGGCUUUAAACCCAUCAAACAUGGCAGUCCAGAAUUUUGUGGGAUCCUGGGAGAGAGAAUAGAUCCAACUAUUCAACUGGAAAAGCAGAUAUGGUAUCAUGGAGCAAUCAGUCGGACAGAUGCAGAAAACCUGUUACGCUUAUGUAAAGAGUGUAGCUACCUUGUAAGAAAUAGUCAGACAAGCAAGCAUGACUAUUCUCUUUCACUGAAGAGCAGUCAAGGUUUUAUGCACAUGAAACUGAUGAAAACCAAAGAGAAAUACAUCCUGGGUCAGAACAGCCCUCCCUUCGACAGUGUUCCUGAAGUCAUCCACUACUACACCACAAAAAAGCUGCCUAUAAAAGGAGCAGAACACUUGUCACUGCUCUACCCUGUGGCUGUGCGGACCCUCUAAUAACCUAGUCUCACCCCUUCCUGUGGAUAGGAGGUGAGAGGUAAGCUGGGUUCCACAGAAUUCAUUGCCGGAAUUCAGUGCUUGAGUCUGUGAUGGAGAGUGGCAGCCUUUAGUCUUGGGAACGUGAGCGCUCUGCAGAGUUGUGUAUGGGACUGUGUGUAUGGUACUUUCAUGCUGCAGCAUGCCUCUAGAACUGUGCUUCUACAUGAGAGAAAGAAAUCUUAUUUUAGUGCAAGAACAGAUAGCCUUCCCAGAGAUUCUCUGUGAGUGAAAGUACUUCCCAGCAAAAGUUCUUCCUCCAUGUUUUGAGCAGAAUCAACAAGUUCUUCUCAGCAGUAAAACACCAGCAACUUUUAUUCUCUUGCUACCCUGAGAAACUUCUCCAUGUGAAAGAGUAAUGUGACUCUGAGGGACCCUAGGGUGUUCUUGGUGCACCUGAGAAGGAGCUGCUUAGCAGGCAAGCCCCUGCGGCUCUGGUCACUUAGCUUGGUGGGUUUUGGUUUUUUAAUGCAGUUUCUUGGGGUAGUCAAAUGUUGAACUCCUAUUAGGCACACAUUUUAUCUUAAAAUAAUUUUGUGACGGCAAAUCAUGGUCAAUUAUUUAUGAAUAGGGAAUGUAAUUAAAAAGUAGUUUGUUAUACAUUUUUACCCUUUUUGGUACAAUAAUCUCUUAAAAGUUACUGUCUUCAUUUGCAAGUUUCAUUCAUAGAUGCAGGCAGCUAAUUCUGCUAGGGGCAGUUACACUGUAAUGUUUUAAGUAGUUGAGAAUGAGUCAUUUUAAUAUGCAGGUUAGUAUUUAUGCAUGAGGGUUGUCAAAGGCUUUUAUAAAGCUUUAGUAGGCAAAAUCUUCACUUGCUCAUUCAUCUGAAUCAAACAGUUGUCUCACUGAGGUAGCAGACUAACAAGUGUGUGUCACACUGCCUUUUCAUAAGAUGGCUUUUGCAGCUGUGUAAAUGAGAACUGCAGUAUGUAGCAGAGCAGAAGUUUUUUUUCUGGUGUACCAAGGCAUUCUUAAAACAUGGUCCCUUGACACAUACCUUCUGGCCAGUGUUCUUUUUCACCAUGAGCAGAAGCCCCCUGCUGUAUUUCAAUCACUGUCAGCCAGAAGCACUGCAGAAGCUGCUCUGUACCUUGGUCCUGCCAACUCAGUGCCCAUCCACUUGAGAUAUUUUCUACAUGCUCUGUGUGCUCGUUGAAUGGGAUAAGUGAAAAAAAUACAAUUGUGCAGAAAUUGGAACUGGGUAAUCAAUAGCCCGGUAGUCCUCACUUUGUGCCAUCUCCCACCUAUGACUAGAAGGUUGUGCAUUAACCCAUCAGCUGUUGUAGUAGCAAACUGGUUGUACGCAGUUUAUGUAUUUUACAGACUGCAAUAGGACUGUGAAAUUGUGUGUUAUUUAAUUCAGCUUUCUUACCUACUAUUCCCUUUUCUGUAUGCUUAGAAAGAAGUGCAAAUCUGAAAAUUGUAAUGGAAUAACCACUUGCUGCCUGUAAAAGUAGUGCUUCAUUGUAUUGUCUAAUCUGAUAAGAACCUCAAGGAUGUCCCAUAUAAUGUCAUCAGUGAUGAAUGUUCUGCUUCCUUUUAAGCCUGCCCUGUUCUUUAUAUGAUAUCCAACACAGUUUGAACAGGAGUGGAUCACACAUAUGUGAGGAGCCCAGUGUAAUUCUCUGCAGCAACAGUAGUGGGACAAGCUGUCCCUAUCUCACCUCAAAUUUGAAGCUGCAUUGGACUAGGUUCUUACUGGUUUUCUGAGAGAAGGGUGGCACAAUGGAGUAGAAAGACCUAACAUUCCUCUCCAAGUGAAACCAAAUAUCCCCUUUUUCAUGUACUCACCUGCAUGCACCUUUUAUUUCCCUAAAGUCUUUGCAGAACUCUUCGUUCUCCUCUUAACGUCACCCCGUUGGCAAGAGCAGGGCACUUUUAAGUUAGCAUAUUCUUCUCUCACCAGAGUAGUAGUUCAUGAAGAUGGCAGAGCUCGCAGGGAUUAGGAAUCAGAUUGCAUCCACUGCUGUCUGAGUCUUUGCAUGUGUGGGCUCUGGCAACUUCAUCAUGCCCCUUGCGACAGAAAUAUGUCAUGUUUCUUUUUGCAUGUUGAAGUGCAUUUUUGAGAAUCUGACACUGUUGCUGUUCUAUGGCCAUUUUUCUUCUUCUGUAAUGGAAAAGUAAGCCCCUACUCUCUCUAACAGCAAUUACCAGUAGAAACCAACAUUAUCGUUAGCCAAGGCCUUGCCAGUCUUCCUUAAGCACAUUGUCUUUAGCUCAUGGAGAUGACUGUUGUACUGAAUCUUUCUUGUCAUGGGCUUGAUCGAAAAUCAGCUGAAGCCAGCAGGUGCCACUUUAUUGCUGUCUGCAGAUUUUGGUUUGGGAUCCCUUGCUUCAUACAAAUCAGGUCAAUAUGCAUCAUACAAACAUGUAUACAGUUUAUUACAACUUCAAGGAUCAGAACAGGAUUCUUGGUUCAGCAAGAGGAAAUCAUCUCAGAAAAUGUUGGUUGUCUGUGGGAAGGUUUUUUGAUUAUUAUUUAAAAAGACUUUUAGAAAGUACUCAGUAAUUGCAGAAUAAAUAAAACCAGGAUUUUGUUUGCACUGUAAUGUAGUCUUUGUUUAUUUAAGUGAUUGUAUGAUAUUUUUCCACUGAAGGAAUAUUAUUCCCAGACUUUUUAAUGUACAGUGAAAAUACGGUGUGUUGCAGUGUGUAGUAUUGCAUAUAGGUGGAAGAU